This is a messenger RNA of Sinocyclocheilus grahami, 1504 nucleotides long. Its product is annotated as transmembrane protein 35. Gene Ontology annotation, cellular component: ciliary membrane; endoplasmic reticulum; non-motile cilium. The record is from RefSeq and is a predicted model, not a curated record. The coding region runs from base 58 to 1371 and encodes 437 amino acids. Gene Ontology annotation, biological process: chaperone-mediated protein complex assembly; receptor localization to non-motile cilium; non-motile cilium assembly. Lineage: Eukaryota; Metazoa; Chordata; Actinopteri; Cypriniformes; Cyprinidae. The transcript is spliced from 10 exons. Gene Ontology annotation, molecular function: GTP binding; acetylcholine receptor regulator activity; GTPase activity.
CUGAUUAGUUUUUAGCAGACUUGUGCAAAAUGUCUCUGGAGAGACAAACAAAAACACAUGGAGUCUGACAUACUACUGUACGAGUUAAGGAGACGAUGGUGCUCUCCCUGGUGCUCUCCUCCUCAGGUCAACAUGUUCAACCUCAUGAGCAAUUGCUGCAGCUGGGUCUCCAAACUCCAGCAACCACUGAGGAAGAUCACGGUUCUAGUGGUUGGUUUGGACAAGGCUGGAAAAACAUCUUGUGUCAGAGGGAUGUUGAGAGUGCCACCUGGAGAUGUAGGUCCCACUCAUGGAUGUGUCCGCACUGAAUUAAGGGUGGAGAACUACUUGGUUAACAUACUGGAUAUGGGAGGGGCUCCUGAGGUUCGGGGGUCUUGGAGAGAACAUUACGGUGAAGCUCACGGCAUCAUCUUUGUGGUGGAUUCCAGUGACAGACAACAAAUGAAAGAGGUCAAAGAAGCUCUGGUGGACUUACUGAAGCAUCCAAGAGUAGCAGGGAAACCUCUUCUUGUGCUGGCAAAUAAACAGGACAAAAUAAAUGCUCUGCUGGGAAAUGAACUCAUUGAAAUUCUCUCUCUAGAGAGGCUGGUCAACCAGAGCCGUUCCCUUUGUCACAUCGAGUCAUGUUCUGCCUCAAUGGACCUGCGUCGCUGGUCAGACAGAAAGACUCUGCGAGGUCUCAGAUGGCUACUGCGAGCCGUGUGCCUGGACUACCCUGACAUCUGUGCCCGUGUGAUGAGAGACGGGAGGCGACCAUUAGGGCCAGAAGAAAAAGAGAGGAGAGGAAAAAUGGAGAAGAGCCGGAACAAAUCUAAAGAGGAAAAAACACGUACAAGCAAAACUGAUAUCCGUCAGGAACAGCACAAUGAAACUGUGAGGAAAAAUGGGACUCUGCAGCCAUUCCAAAAUAUUCUAAAUAAGGAGAACUCUUUAAAAAAGAAACUAAGCAAAAAGAAGAAGGUGAAGGUUAAAAUUAAGAAGGAGAGUCCAAGCAGAGGAGUAAAUGAAGACGAGGUGGAGGAGACAGAAGGAAAUGAAGCAGAACAGGACCACAACAGCCAGAAAGAUAAAGCCAGCAGUGCAUUACUGACUCCCAAACGAAGGAAAAUGAAACACAAAGCCAAAGUAAAAGAGGAGAACUCGGGUCUACCAGAGUCCCCCAACAGCGAGGUCUCCAGACCCUCUAGAGGAAAAGAGGAAAGAAUGAGAAAAAAGAAGACCGUUAAAGUAAAAAGAAAGAACAAGAUAAACACAGAGGAAGUUCCAGCAGCUUAUGCACAGCCUGUUGAUCUUUCAACUACUUUCGACCUUUACCGAAAAGCAAUUUUGGCUCUCAAAGCCCGACAGGAACAGGACAUGGCUUCGGGAUAGUAAUGAAAAAGAAGAAUGAAGACCUAUGAAGAAAUGGAAGAUUUGGAUGGAUGGAUGACAUGCUGAACCACUUAUCAAUGUCUUUUACCCAAACAGAAGUCUGCUAUCAAUGUCUGCAAAAAGAAGUUACUGU